CUGGAAUUUGAAGAUAGUUUGGGUGAUCUGAUGUCGUUGCAGAAUGUUGGAAAACGACCUGCACUAAGUCCAGCCGAUCAGUUUGCUCAGCAAUUUGACGUUGUGCAACGCUUAGCAGCUGCAGGUAAGAAGAGGUCGUUAUCACCGGCAACGGAUUUCCAGCAACAAGUGCUCCUUCCACAAAUGUUAAGCGAGGUGGGCCGCUGA
This is a messenger RNA of Gongylonema pulchrum, 207 nucleotides long. The record is from the annotation of a GenBank genome assembly. Lineage: Eukaryota; Metazoa; Nematoda; Chromadorea; Rhabditida; Gongylonematidae.